AUGCAAGUCAAGUGGGCGCCUAACUCUAUUCUGAACCUUCGACCUGGUACCAGGUCGAAGGUUCGGAAUAAAGUUAGUGCUAUCCAGGGUGUACGCGGGAGUGCUCUCCUCACGGUCGAAUCUAAUUCUGGCCUGAAACCGGCAUAUUUCUUUACUGUCGUACCCGACCCUAGCCCGAUGCUGUCUCGACCCCACACGGCGAUUAUUCUAGGGAAACUAGGACCGUACACGUCGGACGAGAAUGUGCUGCUAGUGCGGCUGAAGGAAAAAGAGGCAAUGUCAUGGUCUGAGAUUACGGCUCACUUCCCAGGCCGAAAUAUGUCAUCCCUUUAA
Molecule: messenger RNA, 333 nt
Organism: Penicillium robsamsonii
Lineage: Eukaryota; Fungi; Ascomycota; Eurotiomycetes; Eurotiales; Aspergillaceae
Exons: 1
Coding region: 1-333 (110 amino acids)
Source: RefSeq, a predicted model, not a curated record